Molecule: messenger RNA, 1488 nt
Organism: Pogonomyrmex barbatus (red harvester ant)
Lineage: Eukaryota; Metazoa; Arthropoda; Insecta; Hymenoptera; Formicidae
Gene: Taf11
Product: TATA-box binding protein associated factor 11
Biological process (GO): RNA polymerase II preinitiation complex assembly; transcription initiation at RNA polymerase II promoter
Cellular component (GO): transcription factor TFIID complex; nucleus
Molecular function (GO): protein heterodimerization activity; RNA polymerase II general transcription initiation factor activity
Source: RefSeq, a predicted model, not a curated record
CUGCCAUUUGAUUGAAUUCAUACAAUUUACAAAGCGUUCUUUACGCUUUAUUUAUUGUUACAGUAAAAAUAUAAUGGAUAUAUCUGUGAAGAAAGAUUGUGAUAAUAAAAAAGAUGAAUGUAACGAUGUUAAAAAUCAUGAAGAUGAUAAAAAUAGUCCUAGAAAUUUUGUUUCUAAAGAUAUUGAAUUUAUGAAUAACGAUGAUAUUCAAGUGAAGAUUGAAUGUGAUAUAAUGAGCUUCCAAUCAGAGUUAGACAUCGAAAAGGUUGAAAACACAGAAUCCAAUUCUAUCGGUCCAAGUACAGAAAGUCAAGUAAUUAUAAAGCAAGAGCUUGAUAUGAUUGUGAAAGAGGAAAAUAUAAUGGAUAAUAUAUUUGGAAAGGAAGACUCCGGGGAUGAAAGAGAGAAUAAGCAUAAUAAUGUUGAAGAACUUAAAGAUGACAAAGACAAUCCACUACAAAAUUCAAUAUCUAAAGAUACUGAAAUUAUGGAUAUUGAUAAUAGUCAAGUGAAGAUAGAGUCUGAUGCAAUGAGUUCCCAAUCACAAUCGGAUACUGAAGAAACUGAAAACACAGGAUCCAAUUCUGCUGGUCUGGUUAUAGAGAGCCAAGCAGAAUCUGUGAAGCAAGAGCUUGAUACAAAAGAGGAAGAACAGAAUGCAGAAGAUAUAUUUAGUAAUGAUAUCAUGAUACCUCGGCCCAAGCCAGUUAAUACAAAAGAAAGACGAGAAAGUAAGGAGAAAAGUAAGAAGGAGAUAGAGGAGGAAGAGAGAGAAAAGAUGCAAGUGCUGGUAUCCAAUUUCACAGAAGAUCAAUUAAAUAGAUACGAGAUGUACAGACGAUCUGCAUUUCCAAAAGCAGCUAUAAAAAGGAUUAUGCAAACUAUAACAGGCUGUUCAGUGUCUCAGAACGUUGUUAUAGCUAUGUCAGGAAUUGCUAAGGUGUUUGUCGGCGAAAUCGUCGAAGAAGCUUUAGAUGUUAUGGAGGCCCAGAAUGAAACUGGUCCACUACAACCAAAACACUUGAGAGAAGCUGUUCGUAGAUUAAGACUACAGGGUCAAAUACCAAAUGGUCGAGCACACAAAGCUUUCUUUAGGUUAUAAUUAAUCUGAUAUUUGCAACUUAUUAGUACAAUGCUUUUCUUGCAGAAAUUUAUCAAUAUUAAAAUUUACGAACAUAUAAAUUUAAAUAAUUUAUCUUACAAUCAGUUCAUGGGUAUUUUACAUUGAGUUAUUACUUUUAUUUAUUCUUUAUUACAUUUUAAAUACUAAUCUGGAAUAAUUAAAGCACAUUUAUAUUUUACUAACAUAUAUUUUACUAACAAUUGUUUUAUGCCUUUCAUCUUCCAAUAGCUUAAGCUAAAUAUAAGUAUAUUUUUGUAUACAAUUAUCUGUAGCAAUCAAAUUUUAUCAAAUUGAUAAUAGUUGUUUAGAUGACUCGUCAUUAAAGUACACUAUGGAAGCAAUCAAAUAAAAUAUUUUAUUAUAAA